AUGACAAAACCAAUGAAGUUAUGGGAUUGUUUCAAAGCUGAAUUUAAAGCAGAAGAAAAGUUCAGAAUUGUGAAUGGCAUGAGCUUUAGCCCAGAGGCAACGCACAUUGAAGCUGUAAAAAGUAUGAACGCAUAUGACAAGAUGCGAGAUGAUGAUGUCAUAGUAUCAUCCUAUCCGAGGUCUGGAACUCAUUGGAGCAUAGCCUUGGUAGACCUAGUGAUGCAUGGUGGGGAUAUAGAAACUGUCAAAGAUAGACAUAUUCAUGAGAGAAGCAUCUGGAUGGAUAUUCCAAUGCCAAAUAUAACAGGAAAGGCCGAGAUGAGCAUAGACAGUAUUAAGAAACAAGAAAACCCCAUGGUUGCUGCGGAGAGUACACCAUCACCUCGCCUCUUCUCAACCCAUCUCACCUAUGACUUUAUGCCAGAAUCGGUAAAACAAGGAAAAUGCAAGGUUGUGAUUAUCCUCAGAAACCCCAAGUCAGUUGUAGUGAGUCAUCAUUUUUUGAAUGAUAUACCAGAGUAUUAUGACGUGGCACCAACUAUUGACCAAACCAUUGAUGCAAUGUUAACAGAUGCUCAAGAUCAGAUGAUAUAUGGGAGUUGGUUCAAUCAUGUUAGUAGAUGGUGGCUGAACAAAGACAAACUGAAGGGAAAUAUUCACUUUGUCUUCUAUGAGGAUAUGAAAAAGAACAUGGGAGAAGUUAUCAAAGGCCUUGCAAAAUUCUUGAACAAAAGCAUACCGGAUGAAAACAUUGAGAAAAUGGCAGAACAUCUUCAAUUUGAUCAAAUGUUAAAAAAUCCAAAAACUGGCAAAGCAUUCGAGAACAUUAAAAUAGAUGCUGAAUCCUUGGACUUGAUGGAAACAGAUGCAUUCAAAGAUCUACAUAUGAGGAAAGGUGUCAUAGAUGACUGGAAAACCAAGCUGACAAUGGCACAAAGUGAAAGAAUUGAUGCAUUCCUUGGAUCAAGGUUGGACAAAAUUGGGCUGAAAUUCCAGUAUGAGUGAAGAACUUGUGAAUCGUGUCAGGAAUGGAUAAUAUGUCAUUAUUUCAAAGACCAAAUCUGAGAUUUUAGACACUGCCACAUAUCCUUUGGAAAUCAAUGUUUGAAAUCACAAGGUUUUCAAUUAAGAACUAUUCCAAAAACAGUUUGUCAGAGUAAAAAGAGGAUUUAAAAAUAAAUCCAGCUUUUUUCAAUCAUAUCCAAUUUGUAUAAUGUUAAAUCGUGAUUUGAAAUGUCUU
Messenger RNA from Owenia fusiformis, 1240 nucleotides. The record is from the annotation of a GenBank genome assembly. Lineage: Eukaryota; Metazoa; Annelida; Polychaeta; Sabellida; Oweniidae.